Molecule: messenger RNA, 4545 nt
Organism: Nakaseomyces glabratus
Lineage: Eukaryota; Fungi; Ascomycota; Saccharomycetes; Saccharomycetales; Saccharomycetaceae
Gene: PEP1
Product: type I sorting receptor
Biological process (GO): Golgi to endosome transport; Golgi to vacuole transport; protein targeting to vacuole
Cellular component (GO): Golgi apparatus; membrane
Molecular function (GO): protein binding
Source: RefSeq, a predicted model, not a curated record
AUGCGAUUACCCAGUAUCUUUUUAGUAUUUUUUUACCUCUUUGCGAGGACCUUGUGCUGGUCUCCUGAAGUAAGCUUACUCCAUGGAGUCGACUCGCUUGCGAGUAUUAUACCGUUCGAUGAUUCGUCUACCAUAUUAUCUGUGGGGCGAAAAGGCGUUAAUGUCAGUCAUGACUACGGAAGAACUUGGGAAACAAAAUUGAGAAAUAAGGGUGAAUAUCCGGUAAGUGUAACACUGAAUACUUUUAGACCAAAUAGCAGAGCUUUUGUUUUCUUGAAUGGUAAACUUUACGGAACACAUAACGAAGGUUCUGACUGGUUUGAAAGUAAAUUCCCGAGUGACAGACAACUCACAAAAGCAUUAACAAUUGAUUUUUCACCUUUUGCGAAAGAUGUUAUAAUAGCAAGUUUUGUUGCUAAAGACAAUCAAAAUGAUGAAAAAGAGUUUAAUUAUGUUUCAACCGAUGAUGGUAAGUCUUUCAGAGUUCUAGAUGUAGGCCAAGAAUAUGAAAGCAUGCGAUGCCGGUUUCUGUCGAUAUCGCAUGAAAGUAAUUUUCCUCAUAAUGACAACAUUAUUUGUAUGACGAAAACAAGUAGUCCUGAUCAAAAUAAGUUAUUACUAUCGGAAAACAGAGGAAAGUCAUUCAAAGAGUUGUCAAUUGGUGAAGAUAUUGCCUUUGAUAAUUUUUAUUUGACUAAUUCAUACCUGGUAAUAAGAUCCAUUAGAGACAUACAUAACAAAGCUGCCGAAGUUGAUCUUUAUGUAUCCAGCGAUGCCAAGGACUUCAAGAAGGCUUACCUCCCAACUACCUUGAGAAGAUCUGACAUACGUAGGAUUAUUGAACUACUAGGACGAAAAAUGUUCAUUACUCUUACCCGUAGUAGUGAGUCAAAUGUUCAAGAUGACAAUGGCAAUACAUUAUUUACGGAUGGAUUGGUGUCAAAUUCAGAUGGUUUGAAAUUUACAAGUUUCUCAACAUCCGCCAGUAAAUCUAGAACAACAAUAACGCCAGUGGAAUUUUUGAACGGUACAUUUAUUCAAAAACAGGUUGGACGUAAUUCUGGUGGAUACUCAAUUUCAAUAGAUAACGGUAACACAUGGAGAAAGUUGAAGUAUUCUGAUAAGGGGAAUAAAAAUCCUAUCAAAUGUCAAGAUGAAAAUGAUUGCAACUUAGAACUUUUAAUCCCACAGAUAUUUCAUGGUCCUACUGCUGGUAUCCUUGUAAUGCUUGGUCAUAUCAAUGAUAAUUUUUCUGACCAACAGACUUUUAUAUCAAGAGACGGAGGUCUUAAUUGGGAAAUGGGACUUGAGUUUCCAGGGAUUUAUGCUACAGGUGAUCUCGGUAACGUUAUAGUUGCAUGUCCAGUUGACCCAUCUAGUGACAAUGACCCGCAAAGCGAAAUAUAUUAUUCUUUAGAUCAAGGUAUGACCUGGAGUGAAUACCAGCUCGAUGAAAUGUUUAUUCCUAUCGAUGUCAUAAACAUUACCCCUGAUGGUUCAGGGUUAUCAUUUAUAUUAACUGGGUUUUCUUUAGAUAAACCUGAUGACCAAAGACCCAAUAUUGACAACAGGGUCACAUACCUAAUCGAUUUUAACAACGUUCACGACGGUAAGAAGUGUAAAGCAAAAGAUUAUGAGAAGUUUGAAUUAGCAGAAGGUUCUUGCAUUAAUGGCGCGAAAUACACUUUCAACAGAAGAAAGCAAUCAGCAAAAUGUAUUGGUGGGGAAGUUUUUAAGGAUUUACUAUUUGAUAUGGAAGUUUGUACAGAGUGUCAGGAGCAAGAUUAUGAAUGUUCAUCGGAGUUUAUUAAGGAUUCAAAGGGUGUAUGUGUUGUUGAUGAAAAAUGGCUUAGUGCUACUGGUAACUGUCCGUCUACUGAUAUUAAGAAGCCAGCAAUGAGAUUGAUUGCAGAUAAUAUGUGUAAAAAGGAAUUACCAAUUCAAUCUAAAUCAGUAUCAUGUAAAAAUAAGAAUCCAAGUGAUCCAAAGGACAUUCCAAAGAAGCCGAAGGAAGGUGACAGACCGACAUUUGGUACCGGUGAUAUUCAAGCUACAUUUAACACAUUCAAAGGAAAAGUUAGAUUUUAUCAAUACUUCGACACAGAUGAGGACGAAUCCUUAAUCUUGGCAACAUCCGAGGGAGAAGCGUAUAUAUCUCAUGAUAGCGGUCAAACAUACACCCAUUUUAAUUACAACAAGCCUAAAGUUCAUGAAAUUGUGUUCAAUGAGUACUUCAAUUCUUCUGCAUACAUAUUUGAUAUCGAUGGAAACUUGCACGUUACACAUGAUCGUGGGUAUACAUUUGAUACAAUUAGAUUACCAGCAAGUCUACAAUUAGGAUUGCCAUUAAACUUCCACUCAAAGGACCCUAAUACUUUUAUAUAUUAUGGCGGUAAAAAUUGUAAGUCAAUUUUUGAUACAAAUUGCCAUAUUGUGGCUUUUAUAACUAGAGAUGGGGGUAAAUCAUUCUCUGAACUUCUACCAAACGCAAUACACUGUGAAUUUGUUGGCUCGUCUCUAAAACUGUCUGAUAGCGAUGAUUUAUUAUUCUGUCAAGUUAAGGAUGAAACAAGUUCAAAAACACGUCAAAGAUCCUUAGUGUCUACCACCGACUAUUUUGAAACCGAGCCAAAGGUUGUAUUUCAAAAAAUUCUAGGUUACAUGACGAAUGGUGAGUAUGUGAUCAUUGCAGUACCCGGAGAAAAUCAUGAAAUAACGGCUUAUGUUACAAUGGAUGGUGAUGAAUUUGCCGAAACUUUGCUACCAUAUGACUUAGAUAUUGAACAACCUGAAGCUUUCACUGUCUUAGGAUCAAGUACUGGUUCGGUGUUCUUGCAUUUUACCUCAUUUCAAGAAAAUAGUGUUGCUUUUGGUAGCUUGUUGAAAUCCAAUACAAAUGGUACAUCAUAUGUAAAAUUGCAGUCCAAUGUUAAUAGAAAUGAAGCAGGUUAUGUUGACUUUGAAAAGGUUCAAGGUCUAGAUGGUAUUAUUCUAACAAAUGUGGUUACUAACGCUGACGAAAUAAAGGAUGGUAGUAGCCAGAAACAUCUACGAACUAAGAUUACAUUCAACGAUGGGGUUGAUUGGGAGUAUAUUAAACCCCCAAAGAAAGACAGCUCUGGUGACAGUUACCACUGCAAAUCUAAUAAGCUGGAGCAUUGUUCUUUGAACCUACACAGCUAUACUGAAAGAAAAGAUUUUAGGGACACGUUUUCAUCUGGUUCGGCAUUAGGUAUGAUGAUUGGUGUAGGUAAUGUGGGAGAUAAACUGCUACCAUUUGAAGAAUGCUCCACUUUCUUGACUAUUGAUGGGGGCAAGUCUUGGACUGAAAUAAAGAAGGGCGCGUACCAAUGGGAGUUUGGUGAUCACGGAGGUAUAUUGAUACUUUCGCGUGACGGAGAAAUGACUAACAGCAUAUCAUAUUCUACAGAUUUUGGGAAAAGUUGGUAUGAUUACCAAUUCAGUGAUGAAAAGGUAUUAGUUUCGGACAUAGUUACUGUUCCUCAAGAUUCAGCAUUGCGUUUCUUACUUAUUACUGCAGAUAGAAUAGGAAGAGGGUUUGAAUCAGGAACAGUAACUGUCGACUUUUCAGGAUUAUUCAAGAGACAAUGUGUUUUGGAUUUCAAUAAUGAAAAUCACGAUGAUUUUGAUUAUUUCUCUAUAGGAAAUUCUGAGAAUGAAUGCAUUUUUGGACACAAAGUUAAAUAUUUGAGGAAGAAUUCGGAAGAGUGUUACGUUGGUGCUGUAAGUUUAUCUCAGUUUACCAGAGUCAUGAAAAAUUGUACUUGUACGAGAGCUGACUUUGAAUGUGAUUAUAAUUUUGUUAGACAAUACGAUGGAACUUGUAAACUGGUUGAUGGCCUACAACCAGGGAAUGAGGCAGCUAUAUGUAAGAAGGACCCCGAUCUUGUAGAAUACUUCCAAUCAACAGGAUAUAGGAAAAUACCGCUAUCUACUUGCCAAGGUGGAUUGAAAUUGGAUGGCCGUACUGAGCCACUACCUUGUCCUGGCAAAGAAAAGGAGUUCAAGCAAAAGUAUGGUAUUAGUGGAUCAUCAUUUUUUUUGCUCUUCUUUGUUCCAUUUCUCUUUUUUGUUUCUGCUGGUUGGUUUGUGUAUGACCGAGGUAUUAGAAGAAAUGGCGGAUUUGCAAGAUUUGGGGAAAUACGUCUUGGAGAUGACCAAUUGAUAGAAGAGAACACAACCGAUAAAGUUGUGAAUACGAUUAUAAGAUUUGGUGUUGCUUCAUUUGAAGUUAUGGCAGGGGGAUUUGGUAUAAUACGUCGCAUUGCUAACAAUAGUUUUAACAGAAUUACUGGCCGAAUGAAUGGACGGUACAGACCAUCUUAUUCGAACUUAAUGCAUGAUGAUUUCCUUGACGAAGCUGAUGAUUUGUUAGCCGGCCAUGACGAUGACGCUAACGACUUAGCAAGUUUCAUGGAUGACGACAGCAACUUUGACAUCGAAGAUGAGACUACUUCAGUAAAUGACUCUGGGUAUAGAGACCAAUCACCUGAAACAGAAAAUGUAGUUGACUCGAAUAACUGA